AUGGGUUGUUUGAGUAGCAAAGACCGUUUAACAAAGGAGGACAUGGAGUUUUUAAAAUCUCACACACGUUAUGAUGAAUCAACAAUAAAGGAGUGGUACAAAGGAUUCAAGCAAGAUUGUCCAAAUGGGAGAUUGACUCCUGCAAAAUUUGUUGAUAUGUAUAAGAUGUUUUUUCCAUCUGGGAAUGCAGAAGAGUUUUGUGACCAUGUUUUUCGUACAUUUGACAUGGAUAAAAAUGGAUAUAUCGACUUCAAGGAAUUUCUUCUUGCAAUUGAUGUCACAUCCAGUGGAACCCCGGAAGAAAAAUUGAAGUGGGCAUUUAGAAUGUACGAUGUUGACGGAAACGGCGUUAUUGACAUUCAAGAAAUGACAAAAAUAGUCCAGGCUAUAUACGACAUGCUGGGCGCAUGUUCUUCUAAUCGACCAGCUGAUUCUGCAGAAGAAAGAGCGAAAAAUAUAUUUUCGAAAAUGGACGAAAAUAACGAUGGUCAAUUAACACAAGAAGAAUUUCUGAAAGGUUGUCUUCAGGAUGAAGAACUAUCCAAAAUGCUAGCACCAUAAAAUAUUUUUAUUAACAUAUAUGAAAUC
This is a messenger RNA of Musca vetustissima, 588 nucleotides long. Its product is annotated as neuronal calcium sensor 2. The coding region runs from base 1 to 561 and encodes 186 amino acids. NCBI's taxonomy places the organism in Eukaryota, Metazoa, Arthropoda, Insecta, Diptera, Muscidae. The record is from RefSeq and is a predicted model, not a curated record. The transcript has 4 exons. Gene Ontology annotation, molecular function: calcium ion binding.